This is a messenger RNA of Bathycoccus prasinos, 951 nucleotides long. RefSeq lists its product with no specific name. Gene Ontology annotation, biological process: lipid homeostasis. The record is from RefSeq and is a predicted model, not a curated record. Lineage: Eukaryota; Viridiplantae; Chlorophyta; Mamiellophyceae; Mamiellales; Bathycoccaceae. Bases 1 to 951 code for a protein of 316 amino acids. The transcript has a single exon. Gene Ontology annotation, cellular component: membrane; endoplasmic reticulum.
AUGAAUGUUAUGAAUUGUUUAAAAUCGUACGUGCUCACGCACGAGUACACGGAAGAAACAAUCUUGAGAUAUUUCUUUUCCCUCGCCUUCCUCUCGUUUCUGACGCACGAACUUUUACAUCUGAUGAGCGCGUCGAUCUUCCCGAAGUAUCUUUUCGGCGAAAAGAAAUGGGAGAAACUUGCGAAACACCGACGGGCGCAAGUGGUGCACGCGCCGAACCAAAUUUUGAACGGCUUACUCGCCGGGCAAGUCGUCAGGGGAAGUUUAGAACGAUUUCCGUCCGCGAUGAAAAAGAACGGGAAAUUUGACGUCGGGAGACGCUUGGAAACCACCACGAGAGGAGGAGGACUGUUUGGCGGAUUUUUGAACCUGUUGACGCGAGGAGGAGUUUUAGGAGGAGAAAAGAAGGCGGUGACGUUUAGACGGACGACAGUGCUCGCGACGGCGGCGUCGUGCGGGUAUUUGAUGUAUGAUUUCUUGUUGUUGACUAUUUUCGAUCGGAAGAACAUGCUCCGAGCGCACGGGAGACGACAGUAUAUGAUUUACAUCAUGCACCACGUGUUGCCGCUGUUGAUGUGGCCGGUGGCGACUCGGUACGGGACGUUUGAGUAUUUCGUCGCGUGGGGCGUGAGGUCGGAGUUGAGUCAAGCCGCGAUGGGGUUGAGAACUGUAUGCAUUGGGAUGGGGAUUUUAGAUACCAUUUACGGGGUUAUCGUGCAGUUGAAUUUCGUCGGGGUGUACUUUUGGGUGAGGAUGUGGCCUUUGUUGGAUCACGUUCGCUCGAUGGCGAAAGCGGAUUGGUUCGCAGAGAAUGUGCCGAGGUGGCAGUUGCCGUUCGCGUUCUUUACCGUGCCAGUGCCGGCGAUGUUGAACGUGUACUGGUGGUUUAUGAUUAUGGGCGCGUUUUGGAAAGUAGUUAGCGGCGGGAAUAAGAAGAAGAAGGAGGCGUGA